Messenger RNA from Arachis duranensis, 1494 nucleotides. RefSeq lists its product as uncharacterized. Gene Ontology annotation, molecular function: protein binding. NCBI's taxonomy places the organism in Eukaryota, Viridiplantae, Streptophyta, Magnoliopsida, Fabales, Fabaceae. The record is from RefSeq and is a predicted model, not a curated record. Bases 243 to 1358 code for a protein of 371 amino acids. The transcript has 3 exons.
ACAUUGGUCUUUUAGCCGGGCUCCUCUUAGGACAUACAUUCGACAUUGCUGGUUGACAUUCUUCUCUUCUCUCCAAACUUUACCUUUCUGCUAUUGGCUUCACCUUCCUUCCUCAAAAUCAAAUGCAGUUUUUUCCCCUUCGUCUCAUGAUUUUUGCGACAAAUUAAGGGUUAAUUAACUCUGGGAAAUUGCAUUUGAUGAAUCCUUUCAAGUACGGUCAAAAGUGAUUAAAACACUAUAAUAUGGACAAGCAGAAGGAUGUUAAUGCGACAGACAUCUGCUCCUGUAGUUGCUCUCAAUCUCAGAUCAAAAGGCAACUGAAUGUUGCUAGUACAGUCUGCCUCACUGAAGACAUAAUCUUUUUUAAUAUCUUGACUAGGCUUCCUGCUACAUUCCUCUUUUCAAGUGCAAGGUUAGUUUGUAAGGCUUGGGCUGCUAUAAUCUGUAAAACUCAAUUUGUUGAUGCACACCUUCGUCAUGCAAAAUCUGGUGUUUUCCUCCAGAGCACAAGACCAACAUAUGGUGCUCGCUUCCUAGAGUUUAAAGACAAUGGAGCGUAUCAAGUUACCCGCUUAAGUUCUAAAUAUCCAGGGCGGAUUUUGAAUAGUUGUGAUGGCUUAUCACUAUUUUUACAAUAUUCUACAGGAGCUCUUCAUGUUUCGAACCCUGUUACCAAUCAGGAGGAAAGAGUUCCGUAUCUACUAGGGGGAGAUAACCCGAUGUACCCUCCAUGUGCUAUUGCCCGUGUUCCACGUGGAGAGUUCAAGUUGUUUGCAGCUAAUGUAGAGAAGCAAGCUGGAGUUUCUGUUUGCCAUUGGUAUGUUUUAAGACUUGGAAUAGAUAAUUCAUGGAGAAAAAUUGGUACAGAAUCCGGCGACUUUGAUUUUAAAUGCAUUCCAAUUUACACCGGAGGUUAUGAUCUCUACUGGGUAACCGAGCGCAGAGUGAUUGUGAUGGAUGUUGCCAAGGAAACAUUUAAGACUUUUCAGCUUCCCCAAGAGCUACAAUGGCACCCGCAUUACCUAAAGAUGGGGGAUCAUCUCUCUUCCAUUAUCUUUGUAGAACAAGGAUUUCAAGUAUACACAUUUGAGCCAAAGUCAGGAAAAUGGACUUUGUAUCAUCAGAUAGGGCAUCUCAAUUAUCCCAACGGCCAUGAAGUUCUGUCUGAGUUCUUCUGUGUUUGGGUAAACCAAGAAGUAAUUAUUAAAUCAACUCUUGCACCUUCUUUGAGGACAUUGAUUUUUGGUUACAAUGUGAAGACAAGAAAUCUGAGGAUGCUAGAUGCCAUAGAGGUGGGUGCGUAUGACUUGGCGCAUCAUUCCAAUAGUUUGGUUACAUGGAAAACUGCUUUGCCAUAGCCGAGAGCAGAAAUUCUAUGUUGUCCCAUGAUAUCUGCUUUCUCUGUUUUGUUUCAAUAACAUAGUUGUCUGCUAUAUGGAAUGUUAUAUAUGCGACAUUAACUGUCUAUAUAUAGUUUGGUGUUUUUCUUGUGCA